Sporisorium graminicola is the source of this 858-nucleotide messenger RNA. RefSeq lists its product as uncharacterized. The transcript has a single exon. The record is from RefSeq and is a predicted model, not a curated record. Bases 1 to 858 code for a protein of 285 amino acids. Lineage: Eukaryota; Fungi; Basidiomycota; Ustilaginomycetes; Ustilaginales; Ustilaginaceae.
AUGACGCGCACACUUCUCGCAGUGACCCUGGCAGCGGCAGCGGCACUCGUCUUACCGGCUGCCGCUCAGAAGAAGCCCAACUUCAAUGUCAACUCUCUUCCGGACAAGUGGGAGGCCAACCAAGCCGGCUCGAACCAGUGCACCAAGUGGGGCGCCUCUUCCUCGUCCUCUCUCUGUCAGAACGUCUUCAUCAACAACGCCAACGACUUUUGCCUGUGGGGCCCGAUCAAACCGAACUCGCAGAUCGGAGCCAACGAAGAGUCGGUCGUGUCGUACUGCCUGAAGUCCGGCUACGGCACGCGCCUCAUCCCCAACGGCUCGAUCACGGGUGUGCAGUUCCUCAAGACGCCCGACUUCCUCCAAGUGACGGGCGUCGGCGACUUUACACGCAUGAAUGUGCAGAAGGGCGAUGCGGGCGGAGAGCUCGACCCGCACGGUGCUGACGGCACGGGCAACCCCAAGGGCGGUCUGGUUUUCUCCAACAACGUCGCCGGCAGCGAGGGCAAGUUUGUCCAGAUCAAGGAGUGGAACAACUUUAUGAGCGCCUACGAGUUUUCCUUCCGUGCCGCCUACGGUCCGAAUGCGGCGCAGUACGCCCCGCACAUCUAUGAUGUGAUGGGCGCCUACUUCAACUCGAACCGCGGCAAAUUCGACAAGGGCGUCUUUGAGGACUGCCAGGGCAACAGCGGCAAGUUCCCGGGCGUUUACAAAGGAAGCACGUUCCGUCAGGGUCAGGCCAAGACCCCGGCUCCUCACAAGGCCGCUGCCAGCUCCAACUGUAAGGCGUACCCGACCGUGUCCAACGGCCCGGCUCCGCAAAAGGCGUACAAGAGGACGGUGGCCAAGCCGCUCAAGUAG